AGAAUGGUAGAUAGUUAUCAAUUACAACCCUCUUCCUCGAAGCUCUCCUUCAGCAUCAUCUUCUACAAACUAGAACUACAACUACAACUUUUGCCUCGUAAAAACCAUCCAAACGACGUAGUUUCGACGUACAUACACACAGAGGGAUGUCGUGCUUGGCGUCUUGCUGUGUUGCUUCGUCCUGUGGACUCUGCUCCUCCGUGGCCUCUGGGAUCUCCAAGGCAUCAGCUAGAAUCGCUUACUGUGGUAUUUUCGGCAUUUCACUCGUCGUUUCUUGGAUUCUCAGAGAAGUUGGAGCUCCCCUUUUGGAGAAAUUCCCAUGGAUAAGUGGUUCUGGUUCAGAAACUCACUCAAAGGAAUGGUAUCAGAUACAAGCAGUUCUUCGUGUGAGCCUGGGGAAUUUCUUGUUUUUUGCAGUAUUUGCUCUUAUAAUGAUUGGUGUAAAGGACCAAAAUGACAGACGCGAUUCAUGGCAUCAUGGUGGAUGGACUGCAAAGAUAGUGAUAUGGAUUUUGUUGAUCAUCCUCAUGUUUUUUAUGCCAAAUGUCAUCAUCUCGAUAUAUGGAGUUUUAUCAAAAUUCGGAGCUGGCUUAUUUUUACUUGUACAAGUGCUUAUUCUACUUGACUUUACUCAUUCAUGGAAUGAUGCUUGGGUUGAGAAAGAUGAACAAAAAUGGUAUGUUGCUUUACUUGCUGUAUCAGUUGUAUGCUACCUUGCUGCAUUUACACUCUCUGGACUUCUGUUCAUUUGGUUCAACCCCUCCGGUCAUGACUGUGGUCUCAAUGUCUUCUUUAUCGUGAUGACUAUUAUCCUUGCAAUUGCAUUUGGUAUUAUUGCCUUACAUCCCAAGGUUAAUGGCAGCCUCUUGCCUGCAUCUGUGAUAUCUAUUUAUUGUGCUUACAUUUGCUACACGGGUCUUUCUAGUGAACCUCGUGACUAUGCAUGCAAUGGUCUUCAUAACAAAUCCACAGCGGUAUCCACAAGUACCCUGAUUCUUGGGAUGCUGACAACUGUUCUUUCAGUUAUAUACUCGGCACUUCGUGCUGGAUCUUCAACAACUUUUCUUUCACCACCAUCUUCACCGAAGUCAGGUGCUACAAAACCUCUUCUUGAAGGUGAAGAGAUAGAAGAAGGGAAAGAAAAGAAGGAAAAUGAAUCACGACCUGUUAGCUAUUCAUACACAUUUUUCCACCUGAUAUUUGCCCUGGCUAGCAUGUAUUCAGCAAUGCUUCUUUCAGGAUGGACGAACGCAUACGAGAGCUCAGACCUGAUAGAUGUUGGAUGGACAUCAACCUGGGUCCGAAUAGCUACGGAAUGGGUUACUGCAGCUUUAUACGUGUGGUCCCUCAUUGCUCCUCUUAUCCUCCCUGAUCGUGAGUUCUUUUAGGUGCCUUGUUCAAAAAUGUUUCUGUCAUAACCAGAGUUUUAAUAGUUAAGUAGUUGUCAAUGGCGUUUGUUCAUGUAAUUAUGUUUUGUUCUUUUCCUUGGCUUAUGAGAAGAUCACUGAAUAACUUAGCUUGAUCUGGCUAGGAUGCAUAUGUAUAUGUAUAGAUGUGAUGGAGAUAUUAAAAUUGGAAGGGGAUGAAAUGUUGGUAUUGUAAUUUCAUAUAUCUUUUAAGGCCUAGUAUGCACUUAAAAUCUCCUGAUCUUGAAACAUUUUUCCUUUGCUUUGUAUUAGUUUCUUUCUAUCAAAUUGAGUUAGUCCUAUUUUAAAUAUUA
This is a messenger RNA of Ziziphus jujuba (common jujube), 1720 nucleotides long. RefSeq lists its product as uncharacterized. Gene Ontology annotation, cellular component: membrane. The transcript has 6 exons. The coding region runs from base 147 to 1388 and encodes 413 amino acids. The record is from RefSeq and is a predicted model, not a curated record. NCBI's taxonomy places the organism in Eukaryota, Viridiplantae, Streptophyta, Magnoliopsida, Rosales, Rhamnaceae.